Molecule: messenger RNA, 2449 nt
Organism: Gossypium raimondii (Peruvian cotton)
Lineage: Eukaryota; Viridiplantae; Streptophyta; Magnoliopsida; Malvales; Malvaceae
Exons: 3
Coding region: 292-2382 (696 amino acids)
Source: RefSeq, a predicted model, not a curated record
UGUUCUUCUUUAUAUAUAUAUGAUAAACAUAUCAUUACUUAGUUAUAAAUUAUUAUUUUUUUCUUUUUAAAGUAUUUAACUAAUCUUUUGUAUUCAAUAGAUGAUCUACUAAGCGGAUAGAUGCUGACCACGAGUUUUAAAGUUGCUCCUCCAUAUCCAAGGCGAGAAUCGAAUCCUCGACCACUAAUUAAGAUUCAUUAAGGAGAUAGAUGUGACCAAGAGUUUUAAAGUUGCUCCAUACUCAAGACGAUGAUCAAACCUUCGAUCACUGGUUAAGUUGCCAGUGUAUUGAUGUUCCUAGAGAUCAGGGAUCAAGCGCUUCUGAGAACGCUACCGGAUCGUAUACUAUCUCUUUGGCUGGAAUGGGAACUCCGGGCAAUGGUAAUCGUCAGCCUCACCGUUCAACUUACACUGAUAAAACUUGGAAGUCGACGGAGAUUCAGCGACAGAAAUUCAAAGACGGUCUCCUUUUUUCUUUGGGCCCUAUACUUGUUUGCAGAUUGGUUGGCCGCAUUAGCCUUGGGUACCCUCCUCAGAAGUAGAAAAGAUAAAGUAACCGAUCCUCUGGUUCUAUUUUGGGCCCCAUUCUUGCUCUUGCAUUUGGGUGGCCCCGAUACCAUCACCGCUUACUCAUUGUCGGACAAUGAACUCUGGCCACGACAUUUCUUUGGGAUGUGUUUCCAUAUUGGAGUGGCUCUCUAUGUAUAUGUCAAGUUCUGGACAAUAGCAACACCACCGGUCAUCUUCAUGGCCAUUCCAAUAUUCAUUGUCGGGGUUAUCAAGUAUGGGGAAAGGGUUUGGUCUCUCUUCAAAGCUAGUAGUGUCCGGUUUAGGAAAUCUGUGUUUUCUGAUGACAAAGGUUCCCCAUUGGAAGUUGAGCAUUCACAGUCGCCUUCAGAAAGUGGUAGGCGUUUGACGUUGGAAAAAUACUUGGAGCCGAAACCAAUUAAGGGGAAAUACGGAGAUCUUUAUCGAGCCUUUCAUUUGUUUCAAGUGUUCAAGCCCAUGUUUGCAGAUCUCAAGCUCAGAAUUUACAAAAAUUUGAGUUACGUAUUUGAGCUGGACCAGAACAAAGUUAGUGCAGAAGCGGCCUUCACAAUUGUGGAGAUUGAGCUUGGAUUCCUUUAUGAUCUGCUGUAUACAAAGAUUCCUAUAGUUAUAACUUUACUCGGUGUAAUUCUUCGCUUCAUUUGCUUAUCCUUCAUCACUUGCACGCUGCUUGCCUUCUUCGUUUUUGUCAAGCAACACGACUCCCGAGUUGACAUUGCCGUAUCCUGCUUGUUAAUGGUCGGUGCCAUCUUUCUUGAAAUUUAUUCCGCCCUCCUGCAUCUUAGGUCGGAUUGGGGACUCUACUGGUUAGACCAACAAAACAACAGGUUUCUUAGGCUUAUUGGUUCUAAGUUAGUUUGUUUUACUAAGCCCAAGGAGGGAAUUCGGUCCAUGGCACAGCACAGCCUGCUAGAUUAUUGCCUGCCGCCCAGGAAACUGAAUCUUGGUGCAGUUUUAAACUUAUUCGACUCUGAGGACAGAAUGGGGAAGUACUUACACACCGGUUGGAAAGAGGUAAGCUUCGAGUUGAAACAGUUUAUCUACUCCGGCCUCCAAGAAAAGCGAAAAAAAUACGCAGAGACCGAGUUCAAAAAUCUCUCAGAGUUAUUGGAUGAUAGAGGUUCAAGUGUGCUUAAAGGAAUGGGAGGGUCAUCUGAAGACAUUCUUUGGAGUGUACGCGAGGUCGAAUUCACCCACAGUCUCCUCCUAUGGCAUGUUGCUACAGAAGUUGUUUUCCAUGACGACAAUCACCGGUAUCGAGCCGUGCAACUUGAGCAGUAUUGCCGGAUAAGUAAGGUCUUAUCUGAUUAUAUGAUGUACCUUCUUUUUCUAUGUCCCGCAAUGCUUCCCGAAGGGAUUGGUAACAUAAGGCACCAAGAUACCUGCACUGAAGCGAUGAACUUCGCCCUCGACAAAUUCCAAUUCAAGGAAGCUGUCAGAGGGUUGUUUGGGAUGGACAUUAGAUCUCGAUCAUUCUUUAUCCAGAUGGGAAGUUCGAGGAAGUCGGCAUUCUUUGAAGGGUGCCAAAUCGCGGAGCAAUUGCAGAGUUUGGUAUCUAUGUUCCAAUGGGAUAACCAAGAUAAAUGGAAACUGAUAGCGGAUCUGUGGCUGAACAUGCUGACUUAUGCCGCGGCUCAAUGUUCGUGGAAAGAGCAUGCGAGGCAACUCCAGCAUGGUGAGGAAUUCAUAACCCACGUUACACUUCUCAUGGCACAUCUUGGUUUGAGUAAGAAAAUUCAAAUGGUGCCAUUGCCCAAAAUGCUUGAAGAAGUCGAUUUUGAGCCUACUUUUCAUUGGGACAAGCUUCACCGAUUGACUUCUUACUUGGCUUAAAUUUUAUAUAGGUAUUUAAAUGAAGAGACUACUUACAUCUAAUAAAAUAAAAUUUUAGAUGUCAAAA